Molecule: messenger RNA, 324 nt
Organism: Rotaria sp. Silwood1
Lineage: Eukaryota; Metazoa; Rotifera; Eurotatoria; Philodinida; Philodinidae
Source: the annotation of a GenBank genome assembly
AUGGCUGUCGCCGAUCUUGACUUACCUGUGGCACAUCAAUUGGAAGAUUAUGACUUAUUUUCACGUGAAGCUCAUCGUAUUAUCGAUCAACUUGUAAAUCAAUCAUUAGCACAUGUGAAUGAUACAAAGGAAACGUCCGAUGAAAAUAAUGAGGAAUAUAAUAUUCAACGAGAUCGGUUUAUUAUAUUAGAAAGUGAAGGAAAAACAAAAGGCCAUUCAUCAGUUCGUUGGCCAAGUAUCGCUGAAUUUACCCAUGAAAAAAUUGGCGUAGAAAAAAUAAAUGAAUAUAUUGAAAAGGUAAUUCAUUUUAGUCUUAAUUUUUAA